GCAUGAAUACAAUAAAUAUCAUCAACACAUUUGCUCAAUUUGCAAAUUGAAAUUGUUAUAUAAUUUUCAUUUGUUUGUUUCGUGCUCAUUUAAUGCUUUGUAAUUAAUUGCUGUUGAAUUCUUCAUAGUAGAACAAUCUAAUUACGAUAUUUAUUUUUGAACUUAACCACGAGAUCAAUGUCGGAUGAUUCAUUACGACGAGAAUUGGCCAUUGCCGUCCUUCGUGUUGGUUUGAUUGCAGCUGCAUCAUAUCUGACCGUUAAAUGGAUGAUCAAUGCCAUUGAUCCGACAAGAAAACAAAAAUCAAAAGCCAAAGAAAAGGCAGAAAAAACAUUACAAAGAAUUGGAAUAUCAGCAUAUAAAAAUGUACUUUCAGAAUAUGAAUUAACAAUAGCAUCACAACUAGUUAAUCCUGAAGAAUUGGAAAUUAGUUGGAAAGAUAUUGCCGGUCUGGAUGAUAUUAUUGAUGAAUUACAAACAACGGUUAUAUUACCAUUGAAGGUACCGAAUUUAACCGUUUAUUCGAAAUUACAUGAACCACCAAAAGGUGUUCUAUUGUAUGGGCCACCCGGUGUAGGAAAAACAAUGGUUGCUAAAGCUACAGCUAAAGAAGCUGGUGCAAGAUUUAUCAAUUUAGACAUCUCAGCAUUGACUGAUAAAUGGUAUGGUGAAUCACAAAAAUUGGCAGCCGCUGUUUUUACCUUGGCAAUCAAAAUACAGCCUUGUAUCAUAUUUAUUGAUGAAAUUGAUUCAUUUCUACGUAAACGUGAAACACAUGAUCAUGAAGCAACAUCAAUGAUGAAAGCACAAUUUAUGAUACUUUGGGAUGGUCUUAUUUCCACUAAUAAUUGUUCGGUUAUUGUUAUGGGAGCAACAAAUCGUCCAAAUGAUGUUGAUAAUGCAAUACGGCGACGAAUGCCAGCUACAUUUCAUAUUAGUUUACCUAAUAAUGAACAGCGGCAAAAAAUAUUACAGCUAAUAUUAUCAAAAGAAUCACUUGAUCAUGAUGUUGAUCUAGUAUCAUUGGCCAAACAAUGUGAAACAUUUAGUGGAUCCGAUCUAAAAGAAUUAUGUCGAUUAUCGGCAAUGAUACGUAUAAAAGAAUUAUCACAUUCAUAUUCAAAUCAAAUUGAUCAUACAAAUAUUGAUCAAUUAAUGUUGAAUUUACGGCCAAUACAAAUGAAAGAUUUUUUAAUGGCAUUAGACAAAAUGAAACGUACAAAGAAUAAUGUAUUGGUGAAUGGAUCGGAAUUUUUCGAUAAAUUAGCUUAUGAUUAACCAUCAUCAUUAUCACCAUCAUCAUCAUCAUCACUCUACUUUGGGUAUUCAAAUCAAAACAUCCUAUAUAGGGAU
This is a messenger RNA of Dermatophagoides farinae (American house dust mite), 1353 nucleotides long. Its product is annotated as outer mitochondrial transmembrane helix translocase. Gene Ontology annotation, molecular function: ATP hydrolysis activity; ATP binding. The record is from RefSeq and is a predicted model, not a curated record. Lineage: Eukaryota; Metazoa; Arthropoda; Arachnida; Sarcoptiformes; Pyroglyphidae. Gene Ontology annotation, cellular component: mitochondrial outer membrane. Gene Ontology annotation, biological process: extraction of mislocalized protein from mitochondrial outer membrane.